UGGCUGUCCGUGGUCCCCCCCCCCUGUCUCCGUCAGGACUCCCAGGGUUCCUCCGACUCUGUUUCGUCCGUCCAGGCGUGUCACUCGAUGGAGGACUGUGGGGGGUCUCCUCCUGAAGCUGAGACGCCGGUCCCUGAGAUUCCAGCUGUUCCAGCCUACAUAUCAGAGCGCUACAAGGUGGGCCGCACGCUGGGAGACGGGAACUUUGCAGUGGUCCGGGAAUGCGUGGAGCACACGACGGGGCGGGAAUACGCGCUGAAGAUCAUCAACAAGAGCAAAUGCAGGGGCAAGGAGCACAUGAUCCAGAACGAGGUGUCCAUCCUGCGACGGGUGAAGCACCCCAACGUCGUGCUGCUGAUCGAGGAGGUGGACACGUACAGCGAGCUCUAUCUGGUCAUGGAGCUGGUCAAGGGGGGCGACCUUUUCGACGCCAUCACGUCCACCAACAGAUACACGGAGAGAGACGCCAGCGGCAUGCUGUACAACCUGGCCAACGCCAUCAAGUACCUGCACAGUCUGAACAUUGUCCACAGAGACAUCAAACCAGAGAACCUGUUGGUGUAUGAGCAUGCAGACGGCAGUAAGAGCUUGAAGCUGGGGGACUUUGGCCUGGCCACGGUGGUGGAAGGACCCCUUUACACCGUCUGCGGGACGCCCACUUAUGUAGCACCGGAAAUCAUCGCAGAAACAGGUUAUGGCCUUAAGGUGGACAUCUGGGCAGCUGGAGUCAUCACGUUCAUUCUGCUGUGUGGGUUCCCUCCCUUUAGGGGUAUUGAAGACCAGGAGAUUCUGUUUGAUCAGAUUCUAAUGGGACAGCUGGAGUUUCCUCUUCCAUACUGGGAUCAUGUGUCGGAUACAGCCAAGGAGCUGAUCCGGUCCAUGCUAGAAGUGGAGUCGGAGCAGAGAUACACAGCCCUACAGGUGCUGGAGCACCCUUGGGUGACGGACGAGGGCCUGUGUGAGAACGAGCACCAGCUGUCUGUAGCAGGGAAGAUAAAGAAGCACUUCAACACCGGCCCUCAGCUGGACGGCAGCUUCUCCAUGCAGAGAUCCGGCUCCUUGGACUUCUACCAGCACCCGGCCAUGUACUGGAUGAGGCCCCCGCUCUUGAUCAGGAGGGGCCGGUUCUCCGACGAAGACGCCACCCGAAUGUGAUCCCGCCGCUGCCGCAGAACGCCACGCCGACCACCGCGACCACCGCGACCACGCCCACUCCCAGCACCCCCACGACCAGGGACGCACCGCCCAAUCACAGCCCGGGGCCUCCUGCCCCUCGGCCGCCCCCCCCCACCCCCCCCUCCACCCCCCCCUCCACCCCCCCUCCGACCCCGCCCGGGCUUCAGUGCGACCCGGGGGGGCGCUCCGCCAGCCCGGCCGGCCCCGCCCUCUCCCCCCAGGGGUCCCUUCUGGAGCCCGGGGGCCCCCUCGCCGUCCCGGCCUCUCCUCUCUUUUCUGUUUGGGGAGGGGGGAGGGGGGAGGGGGGAGGGGGGAAGAGAGACGUCGGUCCUCGUCUGCCCCUCCAGAAGGAGGGGGGUGAGGGGGGGGUGAGGGGGGGGUGAGGAGGGGCGGGGGACAGCGGGGGAAGAGACAUUGUAGAGAGACAUUACAGAGAAGCGAAGAUGGCCGAACGAGGAGGUGGAGGGCUGGCAACGAAAAAAAAAACGUAAAGACAAGAGGGGAAUGUAAAAAAAAGAAAAGAAAAAAAACGGCAUAAAAAAAAAGAGAAAAAUCUAAAUAUAUAAUACAAACGAUGUGUGGCGGGAG
Molecule: messenger RNA, 1764 nt
Organism: Gadus macrocephalus (Pacific cod)
Lineage: Eukaryota; Metazoa; Chordata; Actinopteri; Gadiformes; Gadidae
Gene: dclk1a
Product: doublecortin-like kinase 1a
Exons: 11
Coding region: 88-1155 (355 amino acids)
Biological process (GO): protein phosphorylation
Molecular function (GO): ATP binding; protein kinase activity
Source: RefSeq, a predicted model, not a curated record